AUGCUUCCGUUUGUCACAUUGGCGGCGGCCACGCCGUUGAUGAUAUUCCAGGGCAACUCUAUCCUCAUCACACCGCCCAAAGAGUCACACUAUCCAGGCAAUGCGACAUUUUCAGCAUCCAACUUUUACUGCUUUGCCAUGCCGUCAGGCUAUCUGAGCUUCGGGUGGUGGCUCCCAGCCGAUCCUUCAUCUGGUCAUGACCAAUGCCGCCCCAACUCGACCACAUUCGACUGGUACGAAUACAGCACAAAGGGGGAAUGCACUUCCACUGAGUGUCGUGUACACGCUGUCAACUUUGCCAACUCGGACAAGGCCAAAAGACCCGCCAUGGACUUUGACUACGUCGCCUCACUCAUCAAUGUUGGUCGCGGCGACCUGGGCAACCUGGCUGUCAGCUACUUUGACGAAGAAAACGGGGCCUACGCUGUUGGAACGCGAAGGCUGCUGACAGGGGCGACGCAAGGAUCGCGGGAGAAUCACGAUUGCCACGCAGCUUACCGCACCGUGGCUGAACUGCAUCGGCGACACCAUGUACCGCUUGCAUUCGAGCUGGUCAACCCCUGUACUGUAGAAUCUGGCCAGGACAGCCAGCAGAGCCUAUUGGAAGAGCUUUGA
This is a messenger RNA of Verticillium nonalfalfae, 615 nucleotides long. RefSeq lists its product as uncharacterized. Bases 1 to 615 code for a protein of 204 amino acids. NCBI's taxonomy places the organism in Eukaryota, Fungi, Ascomycota, Sordariomycetes, Glomerellales, Plectosphaerellaceae. The transcript has 2 exons. The record is from RefSeq and is a predicted model, not a curated record.